Strongylocentrotus purpuratus (purple sea urchin) is the source of this 1959-nucleotide messenger RNA. Its product is annotated as ankyrin repeat domain-containing protein 40. Lineage: Eukaryota; Metazoa; Echinodermata; Echinoidea; Camarodonta; Strongylocentrotidae. Bases 355 to 1092 code for a protein of 245 amino acids. The record is from RefSeq and is a predicted model, not a curated record. Gene Ontology annotation, molecular function: protein binding. The transcript is spliced from 4 exons.
GCUGUCACAGCCACACGCCCACGGAUUAUAUCACAAAUUGGUAGUCGUCUAAUUCUAUAUUGCAAUUGAUUUGAUGAUUCUUUUGAAUGUCUCCGUCCUGAGGAACUACGAAUUUGCAAUCAAACUCUCUCUCAUAAUAAUAUAUUGCUAGUUUGAUUUGAAAUACCGCUGUCGACGUGUGACUAGUGACGUGUCGGAACAGCAGGAUAUCGAGACGUGGACGGGCAAACAGGGGACAGUCUCCCGGCGGGUUAGGAACGGCAGGGAUUGUGGGUCGUGCGCGCUGGGACCGGCCGUGCACUGCACAGAUAGUAAAAUUGCCGUGUUGACUGUUGUGAAUGUGAUCGUAGCAAAAUGGAUGGAGUAAAAGUAGCUGAAGAAAAACUAAGAGAAUCUGCCAGUAUUGGAGAUCAAGAUGGAAUCGAGGAAUCCUUGUGCCAAGGAGCAGACAUUAAUUCGCAAAAUCAUAUGAAUGGAUGGACUGCUCUUCACUGGGCCACCAAGCGAGGGCAUCCUACCGUCAUAAAGUACCUCUUAGGGCGGGGUGCAGACCCGUCAGUAAGCAACCACAAGGGGGAACUCCCUGUUCAGAUGACAGAUAAUGAUCAGUUGAAGAAGAUGAUUGGAAACAUAACAGGGAAUGGAACUUCUGUUACCGUAGAGAAACAGGCCCUUCCCAUCACACCUAAUUACCUGAAGAACCCUCCUUUUCCACAUGGAAGAUCAAGAGGUCAAAGGUCAAUGGGUAACCAAGGAAACAACAAUGGGCACCCAGCUCUCCAGCAGGUAGCAAGCAGUGAUGAGCUUGUACUGAAAGUCAGAGAAGCAGAAUCGGCAGAGCGUGACUUCAUCGAGGUAGAACUUUCAAAGAGCGCCCUCACCCUUGAGAAUCUGGUUGAACUGCUCUGCGAGGAACUCCAGGUGGAGCCCUCCGAUGUAGUGAAGAUCAGAAAGCUACCCAACACCAUCGUUCGGAAAGACAAGGAUGUGCUGAGGUUACAGGAGUAUCAGGAACUAGAGCUGGUCAUGAAGAAGAAAGCACCCUUUGGAUCUACAUCAUACGCAGUGCCUCUACAGAAUCUACUCUAUUAAAAUAAUUGCAGGAGGAACAGGCUAGAAGUGUCUAGUCGAGUGAAUUAAGCACUUGACUUGAAAUUCAAAGGUCGUGAUUCGAUCCCCGACAUGGCACUAAUGUCCUUUGGCAAGGCAUUAAUUUACAUUUGCCACUUAAUACCCAAUAGAGAAAUGGGGACCUGGUAGGAUGACGAAAGCAUGUGUGUUUAAUUGCCUAUGCCUUCAUGGUGACCAUAUGGUAGGAAUACUCCUCAGGGAGUGGAGAUGGUGCACACUAUGCAUGAAUGAAUCCGUUUACCGGGGUAAUUGUAUCUGUGAAGUGCUUAGAGAUGGUAUUCCAUAUGAAGGGCUAUAUAAAUGCAGAUUAUUAUUCUUAUUAUUAUUGGGCAAUGGAAAUCCUGUCAGUCUUUUGUAUUUCAUAGACUUUCAAAAUGAGUGCCAAAUAUUCUGUUAAUCACAAGGUUAAUGCAUAAUGAUUGCAUUUUCAGAUCAGUGACUGACUAGCAAGCAUUAUUCGAGAAUGAAAAGGGGUCUGGUUGAAUACUUUUAGAUGUAAGCUUUAAUAUGUCACAUUCUCAAGAAAUAUAAAUUCGGGACUAAUCUAUUUUUCACUUACUUUCAAAACUUGGAAAGGGUAUGAAUAAUUUGUUGUCAAUUGUACAUUUGAUUGACUCAGUGACUCAAAGAAGUAAGAAAAUGCUUGUAUCAAUUAAGCAAAGUGAGUUUUUUUUCAUACAGAUGUAAGUGUUACGAUUUGUUUUCCUUUAAAGGGAUCCGGUAACUUUGUCUCAGAUUCUGAAACAAAAUCUGGGAUUUACCUCAUGCUGCUAUGAUGAUUAUAAACCUUUAUGUCAGUCAGGAACUCCAUGACUUUUACAAGCCGAU